Messenger RNA from Epinephelus moara (kelp grouper), 6691 nucleotides. RefSeq names its product casein kinase 1, gamma 1 (gene csnk1g1). Gene Ontology annotation, molecular function: protein serine/threonine kinase activity; ATP binding. Bases 416 to 1798 code for a protein of 460 amino acids. NCBI's taxonomy places the organism in Eukaryota, Metazoa, Chordata, Actinopteri, Perciformes, Serranidae. The transcript has 13 exons. Gene Ontology annotation, cellular component: nucleus; plasma membrane; cytoplasm. Gene Ontology annotation, biological process: endocytosis; peptidyl-serine phosphorylation; positive regulation of canonical Wnt signaling pathway. The record is from RefSeq and is a predicted model, not a curated record.
CGAGCAGCGAAGAAUGGAUAGAGCCGCUAACGACACUCCGCUGUUAGCGUGAAACAUCAGUCACAAACAAGUCACACUGAAAACCUUUCUAUCAAGCUCCGGGUUACUCGUGUACAUCUUGUCGUGGCAGACACACACGCCGUGUCCUGAUCGUGUGGAUUUAUCACAGCGAAGGUCUACCACCUCCUUCCUGUGACAAAUGUUGAGGCCAGAGAUCAGCCUGUUCAACAACUGUUAGAGGUGACAGGGCGAGGACGGGGAGGAGUGCCGGUUUGCUGUGCCAGGUUGUGUCUCAUGAGAGUGACUGUGCCAUCCAGGCACUGCCAGUGACUAGGGCUGUGGCUGUGGUGGGCCCGGCCCAGGAGGCCUCUUCGUACAUCACUCCAGGCUCCUGCUGACCUGUGCUGCUCACACCAUGGAUCAACAGAGAGAUAAAUAUGGCGAGCGGCCCGCCAGGAGCACUAAAGUUUCCCAGGGAAGCCGCAGCGGACACUCGUCCCGACCAUCUGGCUCCUCCAGCUCAUCUGGGGUCCUCAUGGUGGGGCCGAACUUUCGAGUGGGCAAGAAGAUCGGCUGUGGAAACUUUGGUGAAUUAAAACUCGGAAAAAAUCUCUACACCAACGAGUAUGUAGCUAUUAAACUGGAACCAGUGAAGUCGAGGGCACCACAGUUGCAUUUAGAGUACCGGUUCUACAAAACACUGGGAACUACAGCUGAAGGCGUGCCCCAGGUGUUUUACUUUGGGCCCUGUGGGAAAUACAAUGCCAUGGUUCUGGAGCUGCUGGGACCGAGUCUAGAGGACCUCUUUGACCUUUGUGACAGGACCUUUUCACUGAAGACUGUCUUAAUGAUAGCUAUUCAGCUGAUUUCUCGAAUGGAGUACGUGCACUCGAAAAACCUCAUCUAUAGAGAUGUGAAACCUGAAAACUUUCUCAUCGGACGGCAAGGAAACAAAAAGGAACACAUCAUCCACAUCAUCGACUUUGGUCUGGCCAAAGAGUACAUCGACCCCGAGACCAAAAAACACAUUCCAUACAGGGAGCAUAAGAGCUUGACUGGCACUGCCCGAUAUAUGUCCAUCAAUACGCAUUUAGGCAAAGAGCAAAGCCGGCGAGACGAUCUGGAGGCCUUGGGCCACAUGUUCAUGUAUUUCCUUCGUGGGAGUCUACCAUGGCAAGGACUGAAGCAGGCCGACACGUUGAAAGAACGAUACCAGAAGAUCGGAGACACAAAACGAAACACUCCCAUCGAGGUCCUCUGUGAGAACUUCCCAGAGGAGAUGGCCACCUACCUGCGAUAUGUGAGACGGUUGGACUUCUUCGAAAAGCCCGACUAUGAAUAUCUGCGGACUCUGUUCACUGAACUGUUUGAGCGAAAAGGAUACACCUUUGACUACACUUACGACUGGGUUGGCAGGCAGAUACCCACACCAGUGGGGUCUGUCCAUAUAGACUCUGGAGCAUCUGCUGUGACGAGAGAGAGCCAUCCUCACAGAGACCGACCAUCACAGCACCCACCCAUCAGAAAUCAGACAGCGGUCUCAGAUCGACGAGGAGCAUGGGAGGUGCAGCCCACACGCCAAGCAAACUCCUCCUAUCUGACCUCCCACCUGGCAGCGGACAGGCACGGGGGCUCAGUGCAGGUGGUCAGCUCGACCAACGGGGAGCUGAACGCAGACGAUCCGGCUCAUUCCAACGCUCCCAUUACAGCUCAGGCAGAGGUGGAAGUGGUCGACGAGGCCAAGUGCUGCUGUUUCUUCAAGCGAAAACGGAAGAAGAACACGCCGAGGCACAAAUGAUCAUCCACCACCGGCCUGAAAGUUCCGAGUGUCCGGCUCAGUUGAUCGUGAUUUCAGAAAUCGAUAAGGUCCCAUUCAGAAUAAAAAGAGGGAGACAACUUUAAGAUCGUGAUUGAAUUGUUCUCUAAUGGGACCCGUUUAAAAAUGGUUUGUUGAGAUAUACAAGAUGCUUGUGUCUUUUGAUGGGAGUCCUUUUUUAAUUGUUUUUUUUUUUUUUUUUUCCCUCCUCCGAGAUGUGUGGGAAUGUUUUGCAGGCCAGUCGUCCAAACGGGGAAUCUUUUUGUUGGAAUUUUUGCAGAGGUUUUUGUUUUUUCGUCCCCAAGACACCCAGCAUUUGUGUUUUUCUCUCUUUGUUUUUGGCAUCUUUUUUGCUCCUGUUUUUCUGUGGUAUUGUAAAGGAAGAUACCGAUCUUCCUGUGGAAUCUUGCCACAUUCAGCCUGCUAUGAUUUCUGUUUUCAUUUCCCCUUCUGUCAAGUCCCGGCUCCAAACGGUUCGCCCCGCGUUAGUUUGCUAACUCAUUUUGACACAAAGCCCUUUUGGUCAUUCCUGACGUGGGACUGAAUGUAAACCUCAACACACGAGGAGCCAAGAGUGUCACUGCCUACCUUCAGGCACACAGAGCAUCAGUCUGCCAUUUGGCCCCUGCACUUUUUUUCCUCCAAAGAGGUCAACCCUGGCACUGGGACCCCGGGCCUGAGAGAACAGAAGACCAGAGACGCCUCCUGCACUGUGUUCUCUGAGGACGAUUUCUGCUCAUGCUGCUUGGUUAAAGCACUCCCCUUAACCACGCCGCUGUCAGACACACUACAGUCUCUUUUUGACUCACAUGCAGUUUUGCUCCUGUCGGCUUUGUGAUAAUGAGCAGCAACCUGACACUUGUACAUGGGGCUGGAAAAAAAAAAUGCUAUUUAUGCUAUUUAUCUCUUGGUUGCCACCAGUUUUCUUACUAAUUCUAAAACAUACACACUGAAUGUAUGGACAGAAACAUAAAUGACUGUGGAGCGUUUAUAUAAUCUGUCAUGCGCAUGGGAAGGAAAUUGCAGUUUGAGUUAAGACCAAUGUUUAAAAAAAGGAAAAAAGUGAGACCAAAACGAACUGGAUCAGAGGGUGGGAGGGUCUUAAUAAUGUGAUGGUUAAUAACGGACUGUACACCAGUACACACUGGGGGAUGUUGCUUUGGAACGACAAGAGAAACUGGCGUGAUGUGCUUUGGAGAUGGAAUCACAGCCUCUCGACGCUACUGUCCAAUGCCUUAACCCCAACCGACCAACCGACCGACCACCACAUCACAUCACCACUUGGAUAAACAAGCUGUCAGCAUGAUGGUUGCGAGAUCUGCAGCGCAAUUCUUUGGGGUCGCUUGUAUAAUAAAGCCCAAAGUUGCGGACUGUUCCCCAGCUAGUAUCAGAGCAGUUAAUGACUUCCCUUGUAACACUGAGGAUGUAUUCCCGAGAGAGAGCGAUGCCAAAUGGAAGGUUUGGUGUCAUGGUGUUAAGAUGUCCCCUGCCCCGCCUCCCCCUGCGUGUCAAGUCUGAAGACCCCCUGUGCUGCAAAGCGAUGUUUUAAGUUUGGACGACUCUGCUGAACCCACCGGCCCCUCUCCGCCUCGACGCUGAGGGAGGAAACACGAGCGAGGGCGGAUAAGUGAAAGUGUCCAUAGCAUUUUUAUGAUUUUCAUUUAGUGUCAUGGAGGACUGCCUUGAAACAAUAUCCUCGAUAUGUCACCUUGCCUAUCCUCCGAACAGAGAGUGAAUUACCGUACAUAGGUGUUUUAUUUUUUUAUUUUAUAUCUUGCUAAUGUGAAUUUUUUGUUUUUGUUUAUUUUUUUUCCAUUCCAAAUAGCCAUGGUUUUAUGGGGAAAGAGAGGGUAACAAAAAAAAGCUUGAGACCAUGACUGCACUACAUUUGUUGACCCCGGCUUUCCCUGACGAGACCCUGCCUUCUUAAUACUGUACUUUAAACGUGCUUAUUUACUUUAAUUGUAGCUGCCUCGUGUGCUAGGCCUUUUCCUAUAGGGUGCAGGGAAUACACUUUAAAUUGACUUUUAUCCCCACCCGCUCCUUUUAUUUGUGCCAUGACACCCUCCUCCCUAACAUCCACCCUUUCCUCUCUACACACACACACGCACACACAUACACAUAAAUGCACACAAUCACACAUGCAAGUCCUAGAUGAUUAAACUCUGAGCAGAGUAUGGAGAUAGAUUUGUCUCGAUGUUAUUUGUGUGAACAGAUCGACGAUCCAUGUGGUAAUGUGUAAUCUGUAAAUAUAAACCAGUCUCUGAAAAUACAAAAAAGGCAGAUUAUUUUGCAAAUAUAAAACAGAUCUGCAAAUACAGAAAAAAAUUUCCACAAAUUAAGAAAAAAAAUCUGUGAAUGUAUUUAAUUAAUAAUAAAAAAUAACAAGUGUAGAAUUGAGAUUCAAAAAUAAAAAUUGGACUCAUUAAUUUCUGCUUGGAAGUUGUAAAUGUUAGGAUGGAACAAUUGUUUAUUUAUUUGUAAAUUAAUUAAAUGUAUUCACAUAAAUUUAUAUUUUAAAAUUUAGGAAUUUAAAAAUGUAUUUAAAUUUAAUAAAAUUUAUUUAAAUUAAGAUUUAUUUGAAUUUAUUUAAAUUUAAACAUUUAUUUUUAGUCUUUGUGUUUGCAUAUACAUUUUAUAAAAAACAGUUUUUUCUUUUUUUUAUCUGGAAGUUGUUUUAUAUUUACAGAUGACACAUUAACACAUGUAUUGUUGACUUGUUCGCACAAAUAACAUCAGGACAAAUCUAUCUUGGUGUCGGAGUGUUAGAUUUGACGUUUUGUGGACCUGCUCCAUCAUCUUUUAGAAAUGUUGUAGAUGUUGCAAACUAUCUCAAUGAAUCAGUAUGUAAACCUGCUUGUUGCGUGUAUUUACACUGUAUAGCUUUCGGUUUCUUCUCACCCCCCCCCAACAUGUCAGUUACUCCGAGGUCUAAGUUAUUGUGUUAUUGAAAGUACUUGAAUAUGAAAAUCUUACGGGACCUUUUUUCUGUUUGUUUUUAUUUCCUUGGUCAUUGUCAUAGUAAUUCCACGCAUAGGAUUUGAGGGGAAUGGUGGGAAAACGGGCUAUUUGAAUGACAGGUAUUCAUUUCUUUGAGAUGUCUUAGUGCCUCUUGAGUGUGUCGGACAGGUGUGAGACUCACCUGCGGAGUCCUGUGUUAGCUGGUGUGAACGACCGGACGAGGGUCGGGGAUGGUGUUUUCACCCAGUUGCAGUCAGAUGUUGGUUUGGAGGUUUAAAAUCACAUUUUCGUCUCUGUGAAAAAUCACCGUUAGUGUACUUUGAUCUGUCGUCGGUGAAAUCCCUCAUUUGCUCAGACACCAAACCUGUGAACAUCUGCUGCCUGUGAUCGUCCCCCACAAAGCAUCAGCGGCGCCCGGACUGUUUCGUUUCAGCUACCUGAGAAAAGUUGAAAGUAUUUCUGUGUAGUGAGAUGGAUAUCCAGACUAUAUAGCCUUCAACGUUCCCCCCUGAAUUCCCUGAGUGCCAUUCCUGAGACUACUACUACUAGCCCAUGCCUUUUACCUGUGCCAGGAAAAAUAUGAAGUUGAAUGUUUUUUGACCAUUCCACCUUGUGUCCUUGACGUGUCCACUGUCAUUUUGAGAAAUUGCAGAGCAACGUGGCUCAGAUUCAGUACCAGGAAGUGUUGUUAAAGAGUGUCUGGGGAGAAAAAAGUGUUUUAUGAGUCGCUCCUGUUGGUUUCUUUCUCUUACGUUGAAACCAAUAGCAUUUUAUCGACCAUUAUUUCAGAGUUGUGACUGGUCAUCUUUGCAACAUCUGCUUCUUAAACUGUAGGUCGCCUAGCUGUUAAGCUCCCGGCUGAAAUGGUAGAUAUAGAUAUAUUACUCUGAUGUAUUUACUUUUUACUCUCUGGGCCUCAUACAGAGCGAUAUAGGAGUACUCUGUAUGGUUUGUAUCUGCAUGGCUUAUCUGGCGACGACAGCCGCGGCCUCUGUCUCCAGUGAAUCUCUCUCACCUGUCGGGCUCACGCACCGUUGGGUCAGUGAGAUGUUUCGGCUUCCAGUCCUCAUGUAAGAUAAAUAACUUUCUCAUGUCUUCUCACAGCACAUUCCAUUUCAGUUCCCAUUAUUUCUGAUGAUACUUCACUUCGGUCAGACUCGUGUUUAUGGCUUUGGUUGUGUGUAAAUCACAUUCCUGUGUGUCAAAGCUGUGUAAAUCAAAGCAAAGGACAGUUAAAAGUGUGAAUGAAUGGCUUUAGGUCUUUAUGGGUUCUCUGGCACUUUUUUCCUUGUUGCUGUACUGUAGAAUUGUCUUGGAUUUACUGUAUAUUUUUCUUUGAGGGAGAGGUUUAGGGUGACAUUUACUGCAAUAUUGUGAUGAUUAUUUGAAAAUUGUAAAUUGUACAGAGUUCACAAUUAUACUCUUUGUUCUUUCUGUUGGGAUUCCAUAUAAAAGAUGUAUUAUUUGAUUUUUUUUUGUUUUUGUUUUUGUUUCCUCUCAGACUGUGGAAAAUCAAAUUGUACAGCUCCAAGAGUUUAUCCUCCCCUCAGCAUUGUUUUUUUUUUCUUUUUCUCAGAGCUAUGAUUAAGAGAAAUCUUAAAACUGUAAAUAAAUAUUAUUGUGUUGAAAUAUGAAUGUCACUUCAAAAAUGUAUUUGAAUGAGUUAGUCAAGGGCUUCAAGAAUGAAGGACCCACAUUUCUUCUUUUUAUGGUUUCAUAUUUUUAAUUUACAGAAAGGUAAAAGUCCUUUUUAUCUGAGAUGCCUAUGGUUUUUUUUUUUUCUCCUCCUUGGAUUCAUAUAAUAUAAUGUGUCACACACGAACCUUAUAAAAUCACUUUUUAUUCCCUCCACACCUAAAGGGAAACUCCAGUUUGCACCCUUUUUUAUGUAAAAUAAAAGAUCUCUCCACCUUG